Molecule: messenger RNA, 2125 nt
Organism: Monosiga brevicollis MX1
Lineage: Eukaryota; Choanoflagellata; Craspedida; Salpingoecidae
Exons: 19
Coding region: 101-2065 (654 amino acids)
Molecular function (GO): ATP binding; nucleic acid binding; RNA helicase activity
Source: RefSeq, a predicted model, not a curated record
AGACGAGUGGGGGAAUUGGUUUGGGCGUGGUUUGGGGGCCUUGAAGUCUUGUUGUCGGGGUUUAAAGAAAGCGCACGCGUGCGUUCAUUUCACCGCAAGCAUGGCCUCGUCCCGCUUUGUGAUGACCAUUGAGGACGACGAUCCUGUCGCAAACCAUAGCGAUGACGAAGAGGUGGUGAACGGCCGCCGGCAAAACAAGGACGUCAACCCGGAAUUUGACUUUAGCGAGGCCGUCGACGAAGGCUGGGACCCGAGCUAUCAGCUGCAGACGCAGGUGGCGGAUACCAAAGCGACAGACGACCGCAUUGCUCAGCUCGUGGCCAAGCGCCAAGCAAAGCGAGCAGCAGCGGAGAGCACGGGAGAGGCAGACGAUUCCGUUGCUCUCGAUGAUUUGGAGGGCGACAGCGAAGUGGAGGACAAUGCUGACGACGAUGAUAACCUUGACAAUGCUUCAGAUGACGAAGAGGCUGAGCGUCUCAAGCAAGAGUUUUUUGCUGAAACGCCCGAGAUUGACCGCGAGUCAAGCAAUGCCAAGACCUUUCAAGACCUACAGCUGAGCCGUGUGCUCUUGAAGGGCAUUGCCAACAUGGGGUUUGCCGAGCCAACGUUGGUUCAGUCGACCACCAUCCCCGUGGCGUUGGCAGGUCGCGACAUUUGCGCCUGUGCUGCUACCGGCUCUGGCAAAACAGCCGCCUUCAUGUUACCCGUUCUUGAGCGUCUUCUCUUUCGCCCCAAACAAAUUGCUCAAACACGCGUGCUUGUCCUGAGCCCGACGCGCGAGUUGGCCGUACAGGUGUGCCAGGCUGCUCGUGGCUUGGCCCGCUUUACCGACAUCACAUUUGGCAUGGCCGUCGGUGACGAAGUCGAGGACCUGAUUACCUUGUCGCUCAACCAGCCGAUCCGUCUGUUUGUGGACGCCAACAAGAAAGUCACCAACAAUUUGGUUCAAGAGUUUAUUCGUAUCCGUCCACAGCACGAGGAUCAACGCGAGGCCAUUGUUCUUUCCCUAUGCAAACGCACCUACAAGUCACGCUGCUUGGUCUUUGUGCGUAGCAAGAAGCACGCCCAUCGCUUGCGUAUCAUCUUUGGUCUUGCUGAUUUGCGGGCCGGCGAGUUGCAUGGCUCGCUCACCCAAGCGCAGCGUCUUAACGCCCUGGAACAGUUCAAGAAUGGCGAGCUUGAAUUUUUAAUAUGCUCAGAUCUUGCUGGUCGUGGUCUCGACAUUCCCGGCGUCAAGUCUGUCAUCAACGUCAGCAUGCCCAACACCAUCAAGCAGUACAUCCAUCGCGUCGGCCGUACGGCUCGUGGUGGCGCCACAGGCCGGGCUUGCACGCUGGUGGGCGAGUCUGAGCGCAAGCUGCUUCGCGAGCUCUACCGAGACAACUCAAGCACGAUGCGCAACCGCGUCAUCAAGACGGACGUAACCAUGCAGUUUAAGCGCUACAUUGACAGUUUGGCCGAUGAUAUUCGCCAAAUUUUGCGUGAGGAGGAGGAAAUGGCCCAGUUGCAAGAAGCAGAACGGGAAGUUCGACGAGCGGAAAACUUGAUUUUGCACGAAGACGAAAUCAAGGCGCGCGCCGCGCGCACAUGGAUUCAGUCUGAGAAGGACAAGGCUACCGAGGCCGCAGCAAGCAAGGCGGCGCACGAGGGCAAGGAUGGGCUCAGCAGUGAUCGCUUGCGCAAGCAGGCUGCUUUGGCCAAGAUGGAAGAGAAGGAGCGCGAAGCCAAGAAGGCCAAAAUUACGCCGGAAAUGGCCCACCAAAAGUUCCUGAUUCGCAAUGUCAAACGCGCCAAGAAACCCAAGCGUAUUCACAUGUUCAAAGAAGACACGACCAAGCGAGCUGCGGCAGCCUCCAAGCGACGGGCCAUGGCUGGUUUCGAUGCUGAGAUUAAGACUGCGGGCAAAAAGGCGAAAACGAGCGAUGGCGCCACCACGGCCACCGGUCUCAAGCAGAAGCUAUCGUCCAAGAAGGCGGCUCUCAAGGAGCGUGAGUCAAAGAAGAAGGUUGUUCCGGGCAAGGGUAACAAGGCAUUCAAGUCCAAGAAGCGUUACAAACGCCAUUAAGCAUCGCUCCGCACCUGAUCACCAUGUGUGUUGGCAAGUGAAUUCAGAGUCAAAACGGUC